Molecule: messenger RNA, 2880 nt
Organism: Sceloporus undulatus (fence lizard)
Lineage: Eukaryota; Metazoa; Chordata; Lepidosauria; Squamata; Phrynosomatidae
Gene: ARSK
Product: arylsulfatase family member K
Exons: 8
Coding region: 237-1901 (554 amino acids)
Source: RefSeq, a predicted model, not a curated record
AAGUGCGAUAAUCACUGCUCCCUUGCCAUCAUGAUAAUAAAGCCUUUCCAGCUUGGACCUGGAGGCCUGGCUUCUCCCCGGAAAGGCAUGCUGGGAGUUGUAGUUUUCCCUGGUGCAGACUGUGGUUCCUGGAAACAUUAAUCAUGCCCCUUGGCUGGCAUCUCCCCAUUCAGUCAUGAGACUCCUCUUCUGUCCAGCAAAGGAAGGGUGGUUCAUCAAAGGAGGGAAGCUGGAGCAUGAAGGCUCCGCUUCUGAGCCCUUGGUGCUGGGAAGGGAUGGGCCCUAAGGGAGCAAGGGGUCCCAGCCACCUCCGCAGCCUUGCCUUGGCCCUCCUGCUCCUGCUCCUCUCUGGGUUUGCCUCUGGUGGUGGGAAGCCUAACGUGGUGAUGGUGCUCUGCGAUUCCUUUGAUGGAAGGCUAACAUUUCAUCCAGAAAAUGAAACAGUAGCCUUGCCUUUUAUAAGUCUCAUGAGGAGACAUGGCAGUGUUUUUCUUAAUGCUUACACCAAUUCUCCAAUAUGUUGUCCUUCCCGUGCAGCUAUGUGGAGCGGCCUUUUCACUCAUCUAACUGAAUCUUGGAAUAAUUUCAAGGGCUUAGAUCCAAAUUACACAACAUGGAUGGACCUCCUGGAAAAGCAAGGUUAUUAUACUCAGAAAUAUGGGAAACUGGAUUAUACUUCAGGGCAUCAUUCACUCAGUAACCGUGUGGAGGCUUGGACUAGAACUGUUGAUUUUUUGCUUCAACAAGAAGGAAGGCCUGUGGCAAAACGCAUAGGUAACAAGACAUAUGUAAGAGUCAUGCAGAAAGACUGGACAACCACUGAUGAAGCAGCUACUUGGAUAAGAAAGAAAGCAGUGAAUUUGACACAACCCUUUGUUCUUUACUUGGGAUUAAAUUUGCCUCACCCAUAUCCUUCACCCUCCUCAGGAGAAAAUCAUGGGUCAUCUACAUUUUUGACAUCCCCAUAUUGGCUACAAAGGGUGAUAUAUGAAGCCAUCAGGAUUCCAAAAUGGUCUCCAUUUUCAGAGAUGCACCCAGUAGAUUACUAUUCCUCCUACACCAAGAACUGCACUGGGACAUUUACCGAACAAGAAAUCCGAGAUAUCCGAGCACAUUAUUAUGCCAUGUGUGCAGAAACUGAUGCUAUGCUUGGAGAGAUUAUUUCUGCUCUGAAUGAAACAAGAUUACUCCACAUAACUUAUGUCAUAUUCACAGCAGAUCAUGGUGAACUUGCUAUGGAACACAGACAGUUUUAUAAAAUGAGCAUGUACGAAGCAAGUUCUCAUGUUCCUCUUCUUCUAAUGGGACCAAACAUUAAACCACAACUCAUAUCCAAUAUGGUGUCUCUUGUGGAUAUCUAUCCUACCAUGCUUGAUAUUGCUGGAAUCCCUAUACCCAAAAAUCUCAGUGGCUUUUCAUUGAUGCCAUUGGUUCUGGAGAAGACAGAAGAUGAAGUCCCGUCUAGAAAGGAACGUUCAGUUUGGGUUCUCAGCGAAUACCAUGGUUGUGAUGUGAAUUCUUCAACUUAUAUGUUGAGAACUGACAAAUGGAAAUAUAUAGCUUAUGGAGAUGGCCAUUCAAUAUUUCCUCAGUUAUUUGAUCUCUCUGCUGAUCCAGAUGAACUAAUGAACAUAGCAACAAAGUUUCCAGAAAUCACACAGUCUUUGAACAAAACACUCUUCUCCAUAAUUGACUAUCCAAGUGUCUCUAUCUCUGUUGAACAAUACAACAAACAACAGUUCAUCAACUGGAAACAAAGUUUAGGACAAAACUAUUCUGAUACCAUAGCUAAUCUCAGGUGGCAUCAAGACUGGAAAAAGGACCCUCAAAAAUAUGAGCAGGCCAUUGAGAGAUGGAUUGAAAUGAACACAGGUGAAAUGUUUACAGGAAGUCAUGACUGAAUAUUCCAAAUAAUCUGAUUCUGAUGGAAUGAAGAGAAACUAUCUCUUACUGCUACACCUAUUGGGAAUAGAAUUAUAGAUGGGGGAAAUAUUUCCUAUCACCAGUCUCCCCUACUUUUCCUGACAUAGAUUCAAAGCUGCAGUUAAGGGUUAAAAAGGUAAAGAUUAAGGUUUCCCCCUUGGACAAGGUUGUAAGUGGUUACAAUUACAGUAGUUACAAUUAAGGGUUAUACUAAUGUAAAAUGGUAACUAAUUCAGUUCCACCAUAAUCAGGAUUUGCUAAACCAGUUUCAAUUUCUGAUUUCAACCUUGGUUAUGAAAAAAACACUGUUAGUACAACACGGUUAUCAUGAAUGAUGGCAUAAACAACCUUGCUUGGAUGUGAGAACAAGCUUAAUUCAGCAAGCCUUUAGUUUUCCUCCUACAGCAUAGCAGUGAAGAGGAGAUCAGAAUGUUUUAUUUACACAUAUUUAUAAUUAUGUUCAAUUCACAUAAAUUGGCUUGUCUUAAAUGGUAAGCAGCCUUUCAUAUUGUCCCCAGAGAUGGUUGGACAAUAAUUCAUCUCCUUACUACUGGGCAUGGUAUCUAGGGAUAAUGGGCCCUGUAACCAAAAACAAAUCUGAUGACUCACCCAUAGGAAAGCCUGGUUUAGGAAAGAUCAGCUUGAAACAAUGACUUGUAAAGUUGGUUUCCUUAAAAACACAGUUAAAAUUAGCUACAGUUCAAAUUCUUUAGUGAUUUAUUCCUGCCAAUCAAAAAGCACAACAUAUUAUAUUCAGACUUAGUAAUAUUUAGAAUGGACUGAUUGAUAUGAGUAGUUUUUCUAUAAGUCUGAUUGAAUCCAAGCCAGUAUUUGUAGUACAGUGGUGCCUCGGGUUACGAAUUUAAUUCGUUCCGCGGCCGCUUUCGUAACCCGAAAAGCCUUCGUAAGCCGAAUUGCCAUAGGCGCUAAUGGGGAAAAGCCGCGGUUCCGUUUAAA